Ctenopharyngodon idella (grass carp) is the source of this 2161-nucleotide messenger RNA. RefSeq lists its product as uncharacterized. The record is from RefSeq and is a predicted model, not a curated record. The transcript has 8 exons. The coding region runs from base 8 to 1594 and encodes 528 amino acids. NCBI's taxonomy places the organism in Eukaryota, Metazoa, Chordata, Actinopteri, Cypriniformes, Xenocyprididae.
UUACAACAUGGAUGACCAGAGUUUCAAAGAGAAUGUGGGCUUCUGGAUUAAAAAUCUACAACUUAAGGUACCAGACUCAGUGGUCCUGCUUGUGGGCACUCAUGUUGACCAGUGCAAAGAUGAGACUGAGGUGAAUGAAAAGAAAAAACACAUCAAAGAGCAGGUAGAGGAAAUGCUUGAAAUGCAUACAACUAAUUUAGAGCUCCGGAGGAAGAACCUCCAGCUUGAGGAUGACCCCUCUUUGAACUGUGAACAGAUAAAUCAGAUCGAAAGACUCACUGAGUACAAACUAAAGGUCCUUGACUUUGUACCUAUAGAUUGCACUAAAAAGGGGGACAUUGACACACUACUUACUCACAUCAAAAAGGAGGUUUUGAACAAAGAGAUAUUCCCCAACCUAGAACAGACAUUACCUAGAUGCUACUAUGAGGUGGAGAAUGAUAUCCAAGAAUUUCUGGAGAAAGAUGACAUUCCAGAGCAUGGAAUUGUGAAUCAAGAUGAGCUCUUGUGGAAACUGAAGAAUAGACAUGUUACACUGGACGAUGACAAACUGAAGUUAAUUCUUCAGUAUCUUCACCGAAUAGGUGUCAUUAUGUGGUACAAGGAAAUCCCAGAGUUGGCGGGUUCUGUAUUUGUAAAACCAUCAUUCCUGAUCUCGUUGUUUAAGACUAUUGUGAGACAUGACCUAGUCCAGGAACUGAACAAGAUUCCCAUUACACAGCUGAAGUCAGAAAAUACACCUGGAAUAGAGAGGAAAAGAUGGAUCAAUGACUAUAAAGACAAAGCAUCCUUAAGCAAUGUGGCUAUUAGGAUCCUGGUGCAGAAUGAGCUCCAGAAGAAUUACUGCAUUACUGAUGAAGAGCUAAUUAAGGAGGUCGUUGGGUCCAGAAAGAAGGAGGGGAGUCUUCUUUCACUACUAAAACACUUUGAUGUAUGUUUGUCAACCAAACAUAACAGUCCUCUCAAUCCAAAAGCCAACGAAUUCAGUCCAAAGGAAAACUGGGUGGCCUCAAGUCCAUCUGUGUAUGAGCCACAAGAUGCUUGUCUUUUCCCAAGUUUCCUGUCAAACAACGAGCAGGUAAAGCAGAGGUGGGAAUCAGACAAUACAGAGGACCUCAACAUCCAUGUGUACUUCCUACCUGAGGUACCACAUGGUUUCUUCCACAGGCUUGUCAUCAGGACAUGCUCCUUAUACUCUCCACAUUGGAUAGGAAAAGACCAGUGUAUGCUGUGCAGUGGCAACAAACGUUUUCUGCUCAAAGAAGGCUGUGAUGAAGACCAGUUCAUUGAGAUCCGCUGCAAAGAGAGUGACCUUGAAACCUCAGAAGACAUCCAGAAAGCAUGGAGAGUAAUAAGGGAGAUUAUGAAACGACUGAACACACUGACAGAGCAAUGGCAAGGGCUGUACCAGCACGUCGUCAGUCCCUGCAAGGCCCAGGGGUGUGAGGAAUUCUUUACAUGGAAUGACUGGAAAGAAUGGUUAGAAGAUUCAGGAGCAAACAUAUUUAAUGUAGGACUAGAGGACAAACAAACUUGCCGUAAUGGUCACCAACGAAGGACGGAGUUGCUGUUCCCUAAAACUUCUGAUGCCUAGACCUGAAUGGAGGACACAUAUAACAAAUAAUAAUAUAAAAUAAAAAAUGUAAUUGAUUUUAUGUAAAAGGUAUGAUCACCACAUCAGUCUACAAAUGUGACAUUCCUUAAACAGUUUGAAGCACAACUUGUAUGCUAUGUUUACAUGAUUAAUUCAUUAAUAAUCAACCUUACUGUAACCACAGAAAAUGAAUAGGCUACUAAUGUCUGUCUUAAUAUUUUUGCAAAGUAUAAUUGCUCCAAACCACUGAUCUAGUAGCCUGCAUCCUAUUUAAUAUAUAAUUUUGUUGUUGUUGUUUUUUUUGUCUAGAAUGGACAAUCUAACAUUUUUUAGGUGAAAAUACACACAAUUUUUGUAGUCUAAUCUCAGUAAGAAAUUGUUCAGUGGAUUUGUUGUCUUGUAGAAUCGUAUUGUCGCCGCUAGGGGGUGAUCUAUUCAUUUAAGUUACUCAUUUUGUUCGAGAACUAUUUGUGGAGGGCUAAAGUCUUGCUGUUGUGGAGUCCUGGCUUUAUCAUGUUAUGAAUUGUUCAAUAAAGUUAUCCACAUGCCAACGUACCAUGAAAUUUA